Molecule: messenger RNA, 12714 nt
Organism: Pristis pectinata (smalltooth sawfish)
Lineage: Eukaryota; Metazoa; Chordata; Chondrichthyes; Rhinopristiformes; Pristidae
Product: spectrin beta chain, non-erythrocytic 1-like
Exons: 36
Coding region: 486-7601 (2371 amino acids)
Biological process (GO): actin cytoskeleton organization
Cellular component (GO): plasma membrane; spectrin; cell junction
Molecular function (GO): structural constituent of cytoskeleton; phospholipid binding; actin filament binding
Source: RefSeq, a predicted model, not a curated record
CUACCUUACUGCUAUGAUAAUGAACUGAGCGGUGUCAGUGCGGAGCACACCAGGCUGCUGGUCGCAGGGGCCAGCACUCUGCACACCAACAAGGUGUGUUUGUGUACGUGCGCUUUGGUUUGCAGAGACCUCCAGGCAGCCGGCAGCAAAGGAAUCUCAGGUUUUACCCUUGUGCUUCUGGAGUUUGGCAAUGAUUGGCUCCACUGGAACGUAAAUGAAAAGAAGAGAAGGCGACCUCUGGAUUAAAGUGGCUGUGAGAGAUUUUUCUUACAAAAACAGGGCACGAGCAGAGGUUGGGGGAGUGGUGGUGGAAGGGGCUGGAGUAAAGAAUGCCAGAGGGAAUCCUUCCCUCGCAAUCUGCCUUGAACCACUAAUUUCAACAACCCGGCUUUCAGACUAAAAAGAAUUCUUUUUCCCACGCUACCCAUUUUUUUGAAGGAAAGCAUUUUUUUACAUUUGAAACCUUCUUGGUUUAGCUCAAUCAGAUGGAGGUACAGAGGAGAUCCUUGACACCCCCCUUAUCGCCUGCUGCAUAUGUCAACUCAACGCAAUAUUCGAGUGUUUUGGAGGGAAGAUUCAAGCAACUGCAAGAUGAACGUGAGGCAGUCCAGAAGAAAACCUUCACAAAAUGGGUGAAUUCGCACUUAGCAAGAGUAACCUGCCGGAUCACAGACCUGUACACAGACCUGAGGGACGGACGGAUGCUGAUCCGGUUGCUCGAGGUGCUGUCGGGUGAACAGCUGCCCAAACCGACCAAAGGACGAAUGCGGAUUCACUGUUUGGAGAAUGUGGAUAAGGCCUUGCAGUUCUUGAAGGAGCAGAAGGUGCAUCUGGAAAACAUGGGGUCACAUGACAUUGUUGAUGGGAACCAUCGCCUCACUCUUGGCCUGAUAUGGACCAUCAUCCUUCGGUUCCAGAUCCAGGAUAUUAGUGUAGAAACAGAAGACAACAAAGAAAAGAAAUCUGCCAAGGAUGCACUUCUACUCUGGUGUCAGAUGAAGACAGCAGGGUACCCCAAUGUCAAUGUUCACAACUUCACCACAAGUUGGAGGGAUGGACUGGCCUUCAAUGCAAUUGUCCACAAACACAGGUCCGAUCUAAUUGAUUUUGACAAACUGAAGAAAUCUAAUGCUCAUUACAACUUGCAAAACGCUUUCAAUGUGGCAGAGCAACACUUGGGACUCACCAAGUUGCUUGAUCCUGAAGAUGUCAGUGUGGACCAGCCUGAUGAAAAAUCUAUCAUCACUUAUGUCGCCACUUACUAUCACUACUUCUCCAAGAUGAAAGCACUGGCCGUGGAGGGGAAACGCAUUGGGAAGGUGCUGGACUAUGCAAUUGAAGCAGACAACAUGAUUGACAAGUAUGAGACUCUCGCCUCCGACCUCCUGCAAUGGAUUGAGUUUACCAUCAUCACCCUGAAUGACCGCAAACUGGCUAACUCCCUAAACGGGGUUCAGAACCAGCUUCAGGCAUUCAACACGUACCGCACUGUGGAGAAACCACCCAAAUUUAUCGAGAAGGGUAAUCUAGAGGUGCUGCUUUUCACUAUACAAAGCAAAAUGCGGGCCAACAAUCAGAAAGUCUACAUUCCACGGGAGGGUAAACUCAUAUCAGACAUCAACAAGGCUUGGGAGCGGCUGGAGAAAGCUGAGCAUGAGCGGGAGCUUGCCUUGCGCACGGAGCUCAUCCGACAGGAGAAGCUGGAGCAGCUUGCUCACCGGUUUGACCGCAAAGCAGCAAUGAGAGAGACGUGGCUGAGUGAAAAUCAGCGCCUUGUUUCCCAGGAUAAUUUUGGACUGGAUCUGGCAGCAGUGGAAGCUGCUACAAGGAAGCACGAGGCCAUUGAGACAGACAUCAAUGCGUACAAUGAGCGCGUGCAGGCAGUGGUGGCUGUGGCUAAGGAACUGCAGGCUGAGCAUUACUAUGACAUCAAGCGCAUCACCGUCAGGAAGGACAAUGUCAUUCGGCUAUGGGACUACCUGCGCGAACUGCUGCAAGCACGCCGCGAGCGUCUUGUCAAGAACCUUGAGUUGCAGAAGAUGUUCCAGGAGAUGCUGCACAUCGUGGACUGGAUGGAAGACAUGAAGAGUCGCCUGCAGUCACAAGACUAUGGCAAACACCUGCAUGGUGUUGAAGACCUGCUUCAGACUCACACGCUGGUGGAGGCAGAUAUUGCAGUCCAGGCAGAACGAGUUAAAACAGUUAACGCUGGUGCUCAGAAGUUUACUACCAGUGAGGAAGGUUACAAGCCCUGUGACCCUCAGAUUGUCUGUGACCGCAUCACACACUUGGAGCUUUGCUAUCAGGAGCUAUGUAAGCUGGCGGCUGAACGUCGUGCAAAGCUUGAGGAGUCCCGCCGCCUCUGGAAGUUCUUUUGGGAAAUGGGUGAAGAAGAGUCCUGGAUCCGGGAGAAAGAGCAGAUCAUGUCAUCGGAAGACUAUGGCAAGGACCUGACCAAUGUUAUGCUGCUGAUCAGCAAGCACAACUCGUUCAAGGACGAGAUGAGUGGGCGCAGCGGUCCCCUCCAGCAGACAAUAAGGGAAGGGGAGGGCUUGAUUGAAGAAGGACACUUUGGAGCCAAUGAAGUCAGAGAAAAAAUCAAAGACAUUCAAGGGCUGUGGGCACAUUUGGAAGAAUUGGCAGCUCUCCGGGAGCAGAGACUGAAUGAGAUCUCUAACCUGUACCAAUUCCAAGCUGACGCCAAUGACAUUGAGGCUUGGAUUCUAGAUACACUGCGCAUUGCGUCCAGUACAGAUGUUGGACACGAUGAGUAUUCCACACAGACACUGGCCAAAAAGCACAAGGAUGUGGAAGAGGAGAUUCACAACCACAGGCCCACUAUUGAUGCCUUACACGAACAGGCUCGAAGCCUGCCAGAUGAUUUUGCCCACUCUCCUGAGGUGGAUGGCAGGCUGCCAGCCAUUGAACAGAGGUAUGAGGAGCUGGUCGCUUUGGCACAGCAACGGAGACAGACGCUGCAGGAUGCCUUGGCACUUUACAAGAUGUUCAGUGAGGCAGAUGCCUGUACACUUUGGAUCGAUGAGAAGGAACAGUGGCUGAACUGCAUGGAGAUUCCUGAGAAACUUGAGGAUUUGGAAGUGGUUCAGCACAGGUUUGAAACACUUGAGCCAGAGAUGAACAGCCAAGCUUCCCGGAUCUCAGCUGUCAAUCAGGUUGCCAGUCAGUUGCUAAGCACUGAACACCGCAACAAGGAUGAGGUCACUGGCAUGAGAGACCAGCUGAACAGCAGCUGGGAUCAGUUCCGUGGCCUGGCGGAUCAGAAGAAGGAAGCGCUCAGCUCGGCACUCAGCAUUCAGAAUUACCACCUGGAGUGCAAUGAAACAAAGUCAUGGAUUAAAGAGAAGACCAAAGUCAUUGAGUCAACCCAGAGUCUUGGAAAUGACCUGGCUGGUGUGAUGGCCCUUCAGCGCAAGCUGACUGGAAUGGAGCGGGACUUGGAGGCCAUCCAGGGUAAACUGGACGAUCUGCAGAAAGAAGCCGAGAAGCUUGCCGCAGAACACCCGGAGCAGGCUCAAGCCAUCUUAGCUCGACUUUCCGAGAUCAGCGGUGUCUGGGAGGACCUUAAGGACACCAUGAAGAGAAGGGAAGAAUCGCUGGGGGAAGCCAGCAAAUUGCAAGAGUUCCUGCGGGACCUAGACGACUUCCAGUCAUGGCUGUCCCGGACACAGACAGCCAUUGCCUCAGAAGACAUGGCUACGAACUUGGCCGAUGCUGAGAAGCUCCUCACUCAGCACGAGAACAUCAAAAAAGAAAUUGAUAACUACAAAAAUGACUACGAGAGGAUGAGGAGUGUCGGGGAGGAGGUGACACAAGACCAGACCGAUGCCCAAUACAUGUUCCUGCACCAACGGCUGCAAGCUCUUGACACAGGGUGGAACGAACUGAGCCAGAUGUGGGAGAACAGGCAUAACCUCCUGGCACAAGUAUACGGUUAUCAGAUCUUCCUGCGCGAUGUGAAGCAGGCAGAAGGGUUCCUUAAUAACCAGGCUUAUAUGCUGUCACAUACAGAGAUGCCUGGAACCCUGGAAAUGGCCGAGGCUGCCAUUAAGAAACAUGAAGACAUUGUGACCACCAUGGAUGCCAACGAGGAGAGGAUCAACAGCGUGGUGGACUCCGGCAAAAAGCUUAUAAGCGAGGGGAAUGUUCAUGCUGACAAGAUCCAGGAGAAAGUGGACUCCAUUGACGAACGACAUAGGAGGAAUCGCAAAACUGCCAAUGACCUUGCUGAUAGACUCAAGGAUAACCUGGAGCUUCAGAAGUUCCUUCAGGAUUGCCAGGAGCUCACGCUCUGGAUCAAUGAGAAGAUGCUGACUGCUCAAGAUAUGUCGUACGAUGAGGCUCGGAAUCUCCAUACCAAGUGGCAGAAACACCAGGCCUUUAUGGCUGAGCUUGCCUCCAACAAGGACUGGCUGGACAAGAUAGACAAGGACGGGAAGCAGCUCAUAUCUGAGAAGCCAGACACUGAACCCAUUGUGGAGGAGAAGCUCAGUACUCUCCACAGGCUCUGGGAUGACCUGGAAUCCACCACGAAGACUAAAGCUCAGUGCCUGUUUGACGCAAACCGCACAGAGCUGUUCACGCAGAGCUGUGCAGACCUGGACUUGUGGCUCAACGACCUGGAUGCACAGCUGCAGUCCGAUGACCAUGGCAAGGACUUGACCAGUGUCAGCAUCCUUUUGAAAAAACAACAGAUGCUGGAAAAUCAGAUGCAGGUCCGGCAGAAGGAGCUAGAGGAACUGAAGCACCAGGCACAGGCCCUGGGGCAAGAGGAUACAAAUGUCGUGGAGGUAGAUGCCAAACAGAGGAGGGUGGAAGAGAGGUUCCAGGAGCUGAUGAGACCUGUCCAAGAAAGACGCAGAAAUCUCAUGGCCUCCAAAGAGGGCCAUCAGUUCAAUAGGGAUUUGGAGGAUGAAAUUCUGUGGGUUAAUGAGCGGAUGCCACUAGCAACCUCAACCGACCAUGGAAACAAUCUGCCAACCGUGCAGUUGCUCAUUAAAAAGAACCAGACCCUGCAGAAGGAGAUCCAGGGUCAUCAGCCCCGAAUAGACGAUAUCGCAGAACGUGGAGAGACAAUGGCCAAAGCAGGGCGCAUAGAUUCCGAGGUGCUGCGAGCCCGCUUGGGAGACCUGCAGGAGAUGUGGAGGGAGUUGAAGGAGGAAACGGACAAACGCAACAGCCGCCUGCAGGAAUCUCAAAAGGCUCAACAGUUCUAUUUUGAUGCUGCUGAGGCUGAAGCUUGGAUGGGCGAACAGGAGCUGCACAUGAUGUCAGAAGAGAGGGCUAAGGACGAACAGAGUGCAAUGGCAAUGGUCAAGAAACACCAGGUGGUGGAGCAGUCAUUGGAGGACUACGCACAAACUAUUCACCAGCUCUCCAACCUAAGCAGGAAUCUGGUAACAAACAGCCAUCCUGAGAGUGACCGGAUUACUCUGAGGCAAUCGCAGGUGGACAAGUUGUACGCUGGGCUGAAAGACUUGGCGGAGGAGCGGAGGGAAAAGCUGCAGGAGCGCCUACGGCUCUGCCAGCUCAAACGGGAAGUGGAUGACUUGGAGCAGUGGAUCGCCGAGCGGGAGAUAGUGGCAGGCUCCCACGAGUUGGGUCAAGACUAUGAACAUGUCACUAUGCUGCGGGAUAAAUUCCGCGAAUUUGCCCGUGACACCAGCAGCAUUGGGCAGGAGCGUGUGGACUCUGUGAAUCGAAUGGCUGAUGAGCAGAUUGACCUGGGUCACUCGGAGAAUGCCACCAUUGCAGAGUGGAAGGAUGGGCUGAACGAAGCCUGGGCUGACCUACUGGAACUCAUCGACACCCGGACUCAGAUGCUGGCUGCUUCUUACGAGCUGCACAGCUUCUACCACGAUGCCAGAGAAACCCUUGACCGCAUUCAGGAGAAGGAAAAGCAGCUUCCAGAGGAAAUGGGCCGUGAUCUAAACACGGUCGAGAGGAUGCACCGAAUGCACAACACGUACGAACAUGACAUUCAGGCACUGAGUGCACAGGUGAAACAGGUACAGGACGAUGCUUCUCAUUUGCGGUCAGCGUACGCCGGUGAGAAGGCAGAGGACAUUCAGCGACACGAGGAUAAUGUUGUGGAGGCCUGGAAUGCUCUCCUCAAUGCCAGCAAGGGACGCAAGCAGAUGCUCUCGGAUUCGGUUGAAAAGUUCCGCUUCUUCAACCUCGUCCGAGACCUCAUGCUCUGGAUGGAUGAUGUCACCAGGCAAAUGGAUGCUCAGGAGAAACCAAGGGAUGUCUCUUCAGCAGACCUAACCAUAAAGAACCAUCAGGGGAUCAAGUCUGAAAUUGAUGCCCGGGAUGACAGCUUUACUGCAAGCAUUGAGAUGGGCAAUGCCCUUUUAGCCAAGAACCACUAUGCUUCAGAUGAGAUUGCAGAAAAAUUAUCCCAGCUCCAGGAAAGGAGGAAAGAAGUCAAUGAUAAAUGGAAGGAGAAGGAAGACUGGUUGCAGCUUGUGAUGGAAGUACUCCAGUUCGGACGGGAUGCAGCAGUCGCAGAGGCCUGGCUGGCAAGCCAGGAGCCAUACGUUCGAGCAGCAGAAGUAGGAAGCAGUGUAGAUGACGCCGAGAACCUAAUCAAGCGGCAUGAAGGGUUUGAAAAAGCAGCCGCGGCUUGGGAUGAGCGGUUCUUGGCCCUGGAGAAACUGACGACACUGGAACAGCAAGAGAUUCGUCGCAAGCAGGAGGAGGAGGAGAGGAAGAUAAAACCGCCUCCACCACCGUCGCCCCCUACGCCACAUGUCUCUGUGACAGCAGAAGACAGCCUGGAGGCCAGGAGUCAGGCAGAUCAAAAUCAACAGACACGAGAUGGUGACAUGGCUAAUCAUCUGGAGCCCAUUGCUCAGAAUGGAGUGCACCCAGACAUAGAGUCACAGCAGCCUUUGGAUGAUUUAAGACAGUUGAAAGAUGGUGUAUCGUCAUCUGUGACAGUAACAGUCUCUGAAGCAUCAGAACCUGUUAACGGGACAAACGCAGAAUCGAAGAAAGAUAACGUUCCAGCCCAGAAAACCCCGCAAUCAUCUCCACGCCCAGGAUCUGACAGUAUCCAGGUCAGCAAGGCACAGGACACAGCCACAGUACAAAUGGAAGGUAUUUUGUGUCGAAAACAUGAAUGGGAAUCGCACAACAAGAAAGCCAGCAGCAGGUCAUGGCAGAAUGUGUACUGUGUCCUGAGGAAUAGGAGCCUUGGCUUUUAUAAGGAUUCCAAGAAUGCCAACAGUGGAAUUCCAUACCACGGAGAGGUUCCAGUCAGCCUGACAGAUGCUGUGUGUGAGGUGGCACAUGAUUAUAAGAAGAGGAAAAGUGUCUUCAAACUUAGACUCAGCGAAGGAAAGGAGUUCCUGUUCCAGGCCAAGGAUGAGGCUGAAAUGAGCAGCUGGAUCGAUGCAAUCACCAGGUCGAUCUCCACCAGUCAAGAGGACCGCCACCCCAUCACUCCCCAGGGCCUUACCCGUGCCAUGACGAUGCCCCCCAUAUCGCCCAACAGCGGUGAAACCGUCACCCUGCGAAGGGACAAGGACGGCAAGGAAAAAGAUCGAGAAAAGAGAUUCAGCUUCUUCAAGAAAAAAUAGGCAAAGACUCAAAAGUUAUAACAAAAGAGUAAAAGUCACCACACGUUCCACACUUCGCACGUCAUUCCAGUCGAUUCCAGCUUGUUUUUCUGAAUGACUCUAUACCUGGCGUUCCCGGGGCAUGUGGGGGGAGGGGGGUGUUGGAAUUUAGUGAAACAGAAUACUUUUUUUCAGGGAGUGAAACAAAAAUGCCAAUACUUCUGGAAUGAUGAGCAGAGCAUCUCUGAAGAACUGAUUCAUGAAACACUAAGUACUGUUCUUGGUUUACCUAAGGUAGUUGAGGAAGAGAGAAUCUCUCUGUGAUGGGAUGUUUCCAGCAGAAUAGUGUAUUCAUAAUUGGCUGAGCUAAAAGUAUUGGGUAUCUGGUUGGUUUUUUCAUAGGACUGCAAUGUGACCAUUUGGCUAUGAGGUCUUUACACUGUUGAAGGGUUGAUGGGUCGCUAAACUGAAGCUUGCAAUUAACAUGUCCCCUCUCCCCCAACUAAGCCAGGCAGAGUGAUCACUGUCGGUCUGAACAGCUACAAAAUGAGGCCAGGUUGGAAGUAUGUAUUCCACAAGCAACCAUCAGACAUGUUAUCCGAGUUGGUGCCAUUUCACUUUUCUUCCUUUUUUUCCCUCAUCUUCCCUCCGUCAUAUUUUUUCCCCUUCCUCGCACUUAACCAGAUUGCAGGGAGUGUGGAGUGGGGAGACACAUUGUUAAAUAAAGGGGGCAUAUGCAACUUUUAAGAUAAUUGUGUAUUUAUUGAAAAUCAAGAGAUGCUUCAAAGAUGUGGAGAGAUGAGACAGGUUAGGUGAGAGUGUCAGACCUGAUUCUGUAUGCUUCUCUCCCGUCCGCAUUGGUCGGUUCGACUUCAUGUGCCAGCUGUUCCUUCCUCAUUGAUGUCCCUCAACUUUAACCCAAUGAAUUGCUUUAAGAAAAGCAAAUCUGCCCAUGAAAUGGGCAAAAAAAAAUCUCCAUUUUGCCAAACAUUUUCUGUCUUGCAAACCAUGCUGUGUCAGGUGUUGGAGUGGAUUAUUUGCUUUAAAGGAACUUACAUUGCAGAACUUGUCAAAAUAUUCUCUUUACUAAGUUGUUGUGGUGAAAAUUGUAGGUCAGUUUAAAGUGGAUUUUUUUAAGUAGCUUUUAAGUUUUUUACAGUAUAGGUGUUUCCUUUGACUGUCACAACCAACAGCAGCUACCAUUCAGUUCUGUUUAGAACUGGACGAAACCUCUGUAGUGUAGACCCCGAUGCACUUUGUCCUGCUGUAGAGUUUGGAGUGGGUGCACAGUUGCACUUGUCUUACAACUUGUUAGAUGAGACGUCCUUUCUCCACCGGAUGAUUGUAUUCACCUUUUUAUCAUCUGAACACUUUUAACAUUAAGUUAAAACCAUACAUUAGCCUCCAUUUUAAAAACAAAGUUUUAAAUUCUCCUUUGUUCUGCUAACUCUCAUUUCCUUUUUUUUCUUAUGGUGUCGCACCUUCCACCCCCUGCUUCUUGGCGAUGACUGAGCUGCAAGUUACUUAACACCUCUCCGUUUGAGAACUGGCCCUCUGAAGAAUUUUAGACAGUGAGCAGGAGGUAGGAGAGAUGGUAGGGUAGGUGAGCAAAUGGUCGAAGAGAUACUUGAUUAGAAGGAUUUUGAAAGUUAGAGGUAGGAAGGAUAGGAUUUACGGUAAGCUCUUGCUACUGUAAUGUGGUUUGCUACAGAGGUGUAUUUUGUUGUUGAUCAGAUCUGAGAUGUGCUUGAGUUACUAAAGUGCUGUUAAGUAUUUGCUAUGACUUGGUACGUUAUAAAUCCUAUUAUGUAUAUAGAAAAUGAAAGGCGUGCUGCACUCAAAAGUCUAUAUGACGAUAACCAUCAGCCAAGGAAAAUCUAAAAGUUCAGAAUAUUGAGAACUUUAAGCAGCUUCAAGAGAAGGUGCUUCAGAAGCAAAGGGGUUAUUUUUAUAAUUUAAAACCUAAUACUGGCAGGUAGAGAGGGAGGCUUCCACUACUUGGAAACCUCGGUUCUGAUAGCUCAUUGUUGACACAAAGUUAUCAAAAAUUGGACCUAUAACUUAAAUCUUUUGAAGAGGAAGUUCUUCAAUGUUAGAUUCUUCAUGUUAGAUUUUGAACAUAUUAGAGAUAAAUAACGUGCAACAUUUUUUUAAAGAGAGUUCUUCACAUGAGUCUCAUUUGAAAUCAUUUUUAAAAUGCAGAACUGUAAAUCGAUACCAGAUUCUGGGCUGUCCAGUCACAUUUCAAGAUACUCAUAGUGCACAGACUUGGGAGAGAAGUGGUAGAAAUGAGCCUUGUGAUUAGUGGGACUGAUGGUGGCCAGACACCAGCUUUAAGGCAUCUAGAUCACAUGCAGACAUUUUCACGUGCUCCCAAUGCUCCUUAAUCACGAUUUUGAUGAAGACGUUGCCACGGUGGUAGCUGAGUACACUGUGCCACAAAGGCUUUGGGUUUAGGCAAGAGAUGCCUGGAUUCUGUUAAACAGCAGGCAGUUUCUGACCUUAUUUAGUGACUCAGAACAAAUGUAGGGUGAAGAAAUUAGUACUGUCUGGUACACUGCCAUUUGUGGCACUUACUGUGGACAGUUGUGAUUCAUUCCCACGGGUGCUUCUCACUCACUAGUGCAGACAACCCGUACCUCUUCCCGGCGCUUAAGUAGCUUAGAGGCAAGUUUGGAAGGACAGGAUAGAGUAAUAUAGUAUGGCUGAGGGUAUCACACAACUUACAUAGAUGCUGCUGUUUGCACACCCUUGCAGUUGGGUUAGACUGAAAUCCUUUGUACAAGAGAAGAAAAAUAGCACCAGUGAGGCAUCCAGAGGAGAGAACAGGAGAUUCUGCAUGAAGGAAGGAGGGGGAGAAAUAAUGGGAUGUUGUCUCAUUACCUGGGGAUACAAGACAAAAACCACAGCAGUGUUAACUCUGCAGCAAGUGAUUUUAGGAUGCUGGUUACCAGCUGCAAGUGUUUUCUUAUAUUCAGAAAGGAUCCAUCUUAAACAUGUUAACCUAGUGCCAAGUGAAGCCAGAGUUAGUACACAUUUAGUGCCAUAAUGGUGCCAAGAGUCGUCAACCCAUUCCCACAGGACCAUCCCAACCUGUUUCACUGAUGAUCCUGCGAGUCAGACUGUUCCUUUCCAACUCCAUCUGCCACUCUCCCAAAGUGUCGGCACAGCCUUUGGAGUCCAGGAAGUUUAUUUGCUCGACCAUGCUGGCCAGCUUUUUUUUGAGGAAUUUAUGAUCUACAUUAUUUUUGCUGCAGCAAUUCACGUUGAAAAUGGGUUAGACAUUGCACUUAAAUCUGACUCUGGUAGUAGUUGUUAGGGCCCCGAGCUAAGUAUUCAUGGCGGUCCUUCUAACUAGCCACAGUCUACAUUUUGGGUCUUAGGUAGGUCGAGCAGUUCUGCAAGCUGAACAUGUCCUUGGAAGAGGAGGAGUUUAAAACUCCAAGGUAGCCUCUAUAACAUUCUGGAGCAUAAACAUCCAGCCCUCGGUCCUGCCACUGAAAUCAAUUGUUCAGUUUAAUAAGGAUGUGAAAAUCAGCCAUCCUCUGAUCCUUGUCGUAAAACGGGGGAUCUGUGGAUGUUGGGCAAAGACAGCAUCAGUGAAAGUCUACUGAUGCUGGCUCUGGGGGGGGGCGCACAGGCACUAGGUCCCUGAGAGCACUCAGCACCUGUGGUACUGUACCCUGAAAAGGAGCCUCUGGCUCCACAAAGUAAGGAGCACAAGAGCCAUUUUAAUAAUAUCCAAUAAAUCGAUCGCAAUUAUGAGGGUGUUGUAUGUUUUAAAAUGCUUUUUGCUGUACUCAAUUGAUGUUUAUGGAAGUUGGUGAAUGUGUUAUGAACCGUCUUAGUUUAUUAACAAGGAAUUUAAAUUCAGGAAAAAUUGGUAGUGGAUAAAUUAAACUGGGUUGUGACAAUGAUUUGCAGUGGGUGAAAAUAUAAAAUAUAGAAAAUGCACAGCAGCUUUGAUAGUAUGGAUUAAAGAGGCUGACUGAUGGGUUAGUCUGUUAUUUUGCCUUAGCAGGUCUGGUCUCGCUGCUGCGUACUUUCAGUUGCGAUCAGGUUACAUGUGACUUUACAUCAAGUUUCUCCCCGAACCAACAAUCUUAUUCAAGUAGGUGACAGUGGAAAAGUUACUUCCAAAACAAGGCAGAGUAUGAACUUAGGUCCUCGUGCUAUUUGCCUCCUUAAAGUCCAUCAACUUUUUGACAAGAAUUGGAGCUAUCUUGUGAUGUAAUUGUUAGUGUCAGCAGAAGCAAGUUUGUAAUGUGCCUGUGGAGUGUGAGAAGCUGGUACGGGGAAGUGUAACUGUUGGCUCGUGCAAGGAAUGUGUUGACUCUGUGUGUAACCGAUGGUAAAAUUCGCACUGGGAACGCCAGACAGGUUAUUGUAGGGAGAAGUUUGUCUGUAUAUAAUCUGCGCUGUACGUAAUCCGCGCUGUAACGCCACUUCUGUUUGAUGGGACGGUAUAGAGGGAGCCUUUCUGUACAGCUAACCAGUGCUGGCCCUGCCCUGGGAGUGUCCAGGACAGUGUGGUGUGAGCUUUACUUUAUUAUCGAACCUUUGCGGUGCCUGCCCAUGGAGUAUUUGAAGAGAGAGUGCAGAAGGAGCUUUACUCUAUAUCUAACCUAACCUUCUCUUGCCAUAGGAAUGUGUGACAGAACAGUGCAGAGGGAGCUUUACUCUGUAUCUAACCCAUGUUGUACUUGCCCUGGGAGUCUUUGAUAGGACAAUGUGGAAUACAGUUAUGUUGUAUUGACCCUUUAUAAAACCUGCUUAAAUUAGGAAUCACAUCCCUCAGUUUGAGAGAGCACAAAAUCCAGUCCAAUUUUGUUUUUAAUGUAGCUUGAUGGAAAUGUUUGCCCAGACACCAACUCAUUUGAUAAAUUACCAUCUGUGGCUUCAUCUGAUACGGUGAAUAAACAGAAGUGAAAGCUAUUGAGAGUGUGGGAGGGGAGGACUGAUCACAGCACAGGCUUCAUUAAGACUGUGGCUCUACUGGGCGGUUCCAAAUGUUCCCUUAAAGGCUUACUAAUGAAUGGGGUGGCCUUGAUGUUCCCAUUUGAAGUUUGGAAUAUUAUAAUCUCUAUUUACUGAAUUCUUAUUGUACUGAAAAUAAAGAGUGCAUUUAAACUGU